AUGCACUGCAACGAAGGCUGCACCGAAGCCAACUGGGGCUGCGACUCGUGUUACCUCUGGUUCGACUCGGUGUGCAACUGCGUGAGGACUGGAAAUUGCGAUUCUAGCGGUCCAUGGAUUCGGUUGAACGACGAGCUGCUGUCGACCACACAGCGGGUAGCGGGGAUCCUGAACCUCAACUCUGAAGAGCCUUGGAGGUGGGGACAGACACUUUACAAGCGAGCGACACAGGCUCUGGCGCUCAAUUCAGUGAGAACACGAAAACAGGAGCAAAUCCACUUUCAUAUUUGUGAUGGAAAGCUGCAACCCGGGGACCCUAAGUUUGUUCUAGGUGCUUUGAACUAUGCAAAUCAUAAGUCUCUCGCCCCGGUCCCAGGCCAUCCUCAUUGGAUGUGUCGGGUCCAGUCAACUGCGGGUGCUGAUAUCGAUGAUGUGACGGCUGAUAUCAAGACACAAACUGUGAAGGGUGGCGCCUGCAGCGAUUUAGUCGGGGCCGCUGUCUUGACGGACUCUCACGAUCGCACAUGGGUGUGUCUCACUACAGGAUUCGAAUCAGCCCAGGGAGCCUUUUGCAAGUGA
Messenger RNA from Penicillium canariense, 579 nucleotides. RefSeq lists its product as uncharacterized. The transcript has a single exon. The record is from RefSeq and is a predicted model, not a curated record. The coding region runs from base 1 to 579 and encodes 192 amino acids. Lineage: Eukaryota; Fungi; Ascomycota; Eurotiomycetes; Eurotiales; Aspergillaceae.